Acanthamoeba castellanii str. Neff is the source of this 276-nucleotide messenger RNA. RefSeq names its product ankyrin repeat-containing protein. The transcript has a single exon. The coding region runs from base 1 to 276 and encodes 91 amino acids. Gene Ontology annotation, molecular function: protein binding. The record is from RefSeq and is a predicted model, not a curated record. Lineage: Eukaryota; Discosea; Longamoebia; Acanthamoebidae.
AUGGACCUCCUGCUGGCGGGGGAUGCGGGCGACAUAGGGCUGGUGCGAGAGCUGAUGAAGGCCCCCAGGGCCGACGUCAACAAGGCCUUCUCGCACGCCAAGUUCAACAAGCGCAGCACGGCGCUGCACUACGCGAGCAGGUCGGGCCAUCUCGCCCUGGUCAAGGUGCUUGUGGACGAGUUCGGCGCGAACAUCGACGCCCGCGAGAAGGAAGACUGGACCCCCGUCUACUACGCCGCCAACAACGGGUUUGUCCCCUGCCCUCCUGGAAACUAA